This is a messenger RNA of Saimiri boliviensis boliviensis (Bolivian squirrel monkey), 1916 nucleotides long. It is a transcript of the gene VAX1, whose product is annotated as ventral anterior homeobox 1. Gene Ontology annotation, molecular function: DNA-binding transcription factor activity, RNA polymerase II-specific; RNA polymerase II cis-regulatory region sequence-specific DNA binding. The record is from RefSeq and is a predicted model, not a curated record. NCBI's taxonomy places the organism in Eukaryota, Metazoa, Chordata, Mammalia, Primates, Cebidae. Gene Ontology annotation, biological process: neuron differentiation; regulation of transcription by RNA polymerase II; central nervous system development. Gene Ontology annotation, cellular component: nucleus.
ACUCUCCAGUCGCCGCUGACCCGCGCGCCGCCGCCGAAGCCGCCCCGCGGGGACAUUCAUUCUUGCCGCUUGCCGGUCGCCGGGCUGGGCGUACGGGCCGCGUUGUCGGGGGUUUUGUCCCCUUUUUCCGCUUCUUUUUUUCUCCUUUUUUUUUUUUUUUUUUUUUUUUUUUUUUUUUGGCUUUUUUCCCCCCUUUCUGUUGUUGUUGUUCUUGCCUAUGUUCGGGAAACCAGACAAAAUGGACGUUCGAUGCCACUCGGACGCCGAGGCUGCCCGGGUCUCGAAAAACGCGCACAAGGAGAGUCGGGAGAGCAAGAGCGCGGAGGGGAACCUCCCAGCCGCCUUCCUCAAGGAGCCGCAGGGCGCCUUCUCUGCGUCCGGCGCUGCUGAGGAUUGUAACAAAAGUAAAUCCAAUUCCGCAGCCGACCCGGAUUACUGCCGCCGGAUCCUGGUCCGAGAUGCCAAGGGGUCCAUCCGAGAGAUCAUCCUGCCCAAGGGCCUGGACCUGGACCGGCCUAAGAGGACGCGCACGUCCUUCACCGCGGAGCAGCUCUAUCGGCUGGAGAUGGAGUUCCAGCGCUGCCAGUACGUGGUGGGCCGCGAGAGGACCGAGCUCGCCCGGCAGCUCAACCUCUCCGAGACCCAGGUGAAGGUCUGGUUCCAGAACCGCCGCACCAAGCAGAAGAAGGACCAGGGCAAGGACUCGGAGCUGCGCUCGGUGGUGUCGGAGACAGCGGCCACGUGCAGCGUGCUACGGCUGCUGGAGCAGGGCCGUCUGCUGUCGCCGCCCGGCCUGCCCACGCUGCUGCCGCCUUGCGCCACGGGCGCUCUCGGUUCCGCGCUGCGCGGGCCCAGCCUACCCGCCCUGGGCGCGGGCGCCGCCGCCGGCUCGGCAGCCGCAGCCGCAGCCGCCGCCCCGGGCCCAGCGGGCGCCGCGUCCCCGCACCCGCCGGCUGUGGGCGGCGCUCCAGGCCCUGGGCCAGCCGGGCCGGGAGCACUGCACGCAGGCGCCCCGGCCGCGGGCCACAGCAUCUUCAGCCUGCCAGUGCCCUCUCUGCUCGGCUCCGUCGCCAGCCGCCUGUCUUCCGCCCCGUUGACAAUGGCUGGUUCGCUAGCUGGGAAUUUGCAAGAACUCUCCGCCCGAUAUCUGAGCUCCUCGGCCUUCGAGCCUUACUCCCGGACCAACAAUAAAGAAGGGGCCGAGAAAAAAGCGCUGGACUGAUUUUAAGUGUUUCCCUGUAUUUAUAUUUAUAGUAUCUAUUGUGGUGAUAUUUAUGGACUCACUCGCGUUAGGUGCCCAGAGCUCCUGCGCUGGGCUCCUGGCUCCCACCAGGCCUCAGACAGCUCUCUUUUCCCACCCGGCUCUGCUACCAAUUCCAUAUCAUUUGGGCUAUUUUUUUUCUAGCUUUCCUCCGCGAUUCCUCCCCAACCCCCAGCUUCCUUCUGAAUCCAGGAGAGAUCCAAAGAAUUGGGGAAAAUGCCCGAGUCAGUCAACCUGAUGCCCCGACGCCUGCCCAGCCCAGGAAGGAAAAGACUAAGUCCAAAGCACAGGACACUUGCUCUAGAUUGGCGGUUGCUGCCGCUGCCGACUAUUCCUAGGAAUAUUUGAAACAGGAAAACUGCGGGCAGAUCCUAGGGGCUUGUAGGUUUCUUUAGACCAAAAAAAGAAGACGUUCCUUCCUCUUGCCAGAGAAACCAGGGCUUGUGGGAGCUCCUGAGCCCCGCUUUGCGGACCUCUCGGGCUAGUCGGUACGCUUGCAGUUUCCUGGCGGGACGAAUCCUGCCGGUUUUCUUCCCUAAAGAGCAAUUCCAAUCACAACCCCCGACCCCAGGAAACAGUAACAAACGUCCUGGUAGGCAACGACACUAAUAAAUUUGAUUUAAUCAGCAAUAAAGGCAAUUGCUACGUAAAACCA